ACAUAAUGAGAGUGGACCCAGCUAUGAAAAGAAGUAACUGCUAUAAAUUUAGUAGUACUAACUCUUUGCAAAACUAACUCACAUUUGUUCAUAUCUUCAAAAAGAAAAACAUUGUAAAGUCUCAAAUUUAAAUAUUGAGUUUUGUGUGUGUUUGUGGUUGUGUGUGAGAGAGAGAGGGAACAAAAAGAGAAGAGUAAUGGUGGAAAAGUGGAAGAAAGGUGUUUUGGUAGGGAAAAAGGGAGGAACAUGUACUACUCCAUCACCUACAUGGAGAUUUGAACCUCCAUCUCAACAGAAUAAUGUUGUUUCAACUUCAACCGUUUCUGCUAGAAAGCUUUGUGCUAAUCUCUGGCAAAUUCAACAUGGUGGCGCCACUCUCCGCUGCAAAAACAACUCCUCUGACCAGGCUGCGGCGCAGUUACUUAAUGUACUAAACAGAAGAAUAUGGAGUCUUGAAGAGAAACAAGCAUUGAAUAUAUCAACAGUGAUAGCCUUAAAAUCGGAACUAGAUUGCUCACGAAGACGGAUGAAGGAGUUAGUAGAGGAGAAGCAAAUGAACGCGCGGGAAAUGGAGAAGUUAAUGAAGAAAACGACGAUGGAGGAGUCUGUUAGAAAGAAUAAAGAACGCGAUAAAAUUAAAGCUGCUGUGAAAUUGAUUCAUGAAGAGCUUGAAGUUGAGAGAGCGUUGCGAAAGCACUCAGAAAGCUUGCGUAGGAAGUUAGCUAGGGAGGUUUCUGAAGUGAAGUCUUCAUUCUCUGGUUGUUUGAGAAACCUUGAGCGAGAGAGGAAAGCGCGGAUUCUAUUGGAGAAUUUGUGCGGCGAGUUUGCUAAAGGAGUAAAAAGCUAUGAACAAGAAGUACGUUGUCUUAGGCGCGAUUCUGAAUAUGUGGAGGUUAAAGAGAAUGGCCUUGAUCGGUUAGUACUUCAUAUUUCAGAAGCUUGGCUUGACGAGCGCGAGCAAAUGAAGUUAGCGCAAUGUGGCAGUGAUGUCGUUGAGAGAUUUUCGAUUGUUGACAAGUUAGGUUUUGAUAUAGAAGCAUUUCUUCAUGCAAAACGUUGCGUGGAUUUUAGCGAAUUCAGUUACUCCUCGCCAAAGGAGCUCAAGGAAAUUCGUCCUAUGGAUUCCUUUCCACCGCAAGAUGUUGCAAGUGGACCUCAAAAUAUGGAUCAGGAAGAUUCCAUUGGUAAUGACUGGUUUGAACCGAAAGAGAUCAUCGUUGAAGAACUCGGAAAACUCGGCUCUAGACCGCAAAGAAACAACGCUAAUGAGCUCUAUCGAGAAAAUAAAGGAAGGAAAAGCUCAAUUAGGAAAGAGGUUAUGUCAUGUAAUGAUAAUAAUAAGAGUUGCUUGGUGGAGAAGAAAUCAAGUGAAAUGAAAGAAAACAACAUAAAACUGUGGAAAUCGAAGUUGAUUGCUUCAGAUUUUGGCGAAACCGAGUCUUCAACCAAAUUGCGAAAGGGAGUAAAGGAAAACACAUUGAUGGCAAAACUACUUGAAGCAAGACUAGAGAGACAGAGAAGUAGGUCCAAAGGUGGAAAAAGCACUUGUUGAUUAACUAGAAAACACUAAGAUCUUUCAUCAAAUUUUAGUAAAACCAUCUUGUACACAUGAAUCUUUUGCUAUUUGUAUAUUAUCAGAUUGAUGAAGAUCAGAGUUAUAUCAAUCAAAAUAGCUAUAAUAGCAAACUUUAUUCUUUU
Lathyrus oleraceus (garden pea) is the source of this 1698-nucleotide messenger RNA. RefSeq lists its product as uncharacterized. Bases 197 to 1552 code for a protein of 451 amino acids. NCBI's taxonomy places the organism in Eukaryota, Viridiplantae, Streptophyta, Magnoliopsida, Fabales, Fabaceae. The record is from RefSeq and is a predicted model, not a curated record. The transcript has 2 exons.